AUGGAGACUCCCACCCCCACCGCCGCCCACCAUCGCCCACCCCCACCGUCGACGACCCUCACCAUCAAGACCACGCCCAGACCUGUGUGCUGGACGCAGCAGGAUUCACCCACGAACCCCACCGGCGACCUCCUACUCUCCCCCAACCUCACCGCCGGGUUUCCCUUACCUCUGCCCAGAUCGACUCGAUCCGCUCAUCUCGUGGCCAGAUCCAGCAGUAAUCCCUCCUUCCCACCUCCCUGCCUCUGGAUCGAGCAGGCGCCAUCGCCCCCACCCCCACUCCCUCCCUUUGGAUUGAGCAGGCGCUCUCUACCGGCGGGGCUUGGGGAGGCUGGCGUUCCCCGUCGAGAUCCAUCAUGCGCGUCCUCCAGCGCCAACUGCGACCGGUUCCCGUCACUAGGGUUUCGGUCGGUGUGGCUCCAACGACUCAGAUCCGGGAUGCCAUCCUCGCUCGAGCACCGGGACGCCAUGGACGCUGGACGCUUCCUCCCUUGCCUCGGCGCCAUGGAGCAGCUCCGUUCGUCCGCGUUCUUCUUCUCGGUAUUCCUACCCCCGGCCAUGGGCCAUGGCGAACGAGUAGCUCCAACCGCAGGGCUCAAAGAUAUGAAUCCCUUUCUCCUCCCCUCGUCUUUUCUCCUUCCGCUCUCUGUCUGACCCCCUUCUCGUCUCUCUUUCGAACCAGGAUGUCACCAUGGGAGAUGAAGGCGUGAUGUGUUGUGCUGCUACUUGGGAGGGACGCCAUGGACCUCCCUCCUCUGCUUCUUCUCUUCCCCUAACUCCAUCAAGGUGAUGGAUUGGUACAGCGACCUACUCCCCUGCUUCCUAUGUUAAUUUGGUGCGCGAUGUGGAUGUGAUGUAUUUUAGGCAUGAUUAAAUACGUGUUUUGGCACAAUUCCUUGUACAAUUCCUUCUCAAGGUGUUGGUGUAUGUGGAGGUGAUUUACCUCUUUUUUUCACUCUGUGUAUCAAGGUGCAGCUGCUGAGCAUUGAUAGGUGUUGUUCGGUGUACGUGUGUAUCCUCUAGUAGUUUGUCUCAUAUAUGUUGUUGUCUGCCUGCCAUGUUGCUGUUGUGUCUGACUAUUGGACGGUCAAAACAGAGAUUUGUAAUUUAGAAACUGCAUGUAUGUUGACACUAUUGAGAUGAUGAUCGCUUCACCUUGCAUAGGUUCUGCUUGUGAGUGUGUGGAAUUCAUUUCAUGCAUGGUUCACCAGUGUAUAUGCCUCCCCUCCCACUACUACAAAAAC
Molecule: messenger RNA, 1244 nt
Organism: Aegilops tauschii subsp. strangulata
Lineage: Eukaryota; Viridiplantae; Streptophyta; Magnoliopsida; Poales; Poaceae
Source: RefSeq, a predicted model, not a curated record